Molecule: messenger RNA, 887 nt
Organism: Tauraco erythrolophus (red-crested turaco)
Lineage: Eukaryota; Metazoa; Chordata; Aves; Musophagiformes; Musophagidae
Source: RefSeq, a predicted model, not a curated record
AUGGCAAACGUGGCCUUCAUGCGCGGACAGCUGGACAACGCAGAGAAGCUCUACAAAGCAAGCAUGAGCUACUUGCUUGCAGGGGACACAAAGGAGGAUGACAAUGCAAUCCUUGAGAUGUCCCUCAAGCUGGCCAGUAUCUAUGCUGCUCAGAAACAGCACAAAUUAGCCCUGGCUGGCUAUGAGUUCUGCAUCCUGACCUUAGAAGAGAAGAUUGCCAAGCAAAAGGACUUGCCUGAGGAUGUCUUACCAGCUGAAGAAAAGGCCAACACCCGUCUCUUGCUUGGGAUGAGUUUAGACUCCUAUGCUCGCUAUCUCCUAAGCACUAACCAGCUCCCAGUGGCCCAAAAAAUGUAUGAGAAGGCUCUGCAGAUAUCAAAUGAUGUUCAGGGAGAGACUCAUCCACAGACUGUGGUCCUGAUGAAUGACUUAGCAACUGUACUGGAUGCUCAGGGGCACUAUGAUGAGGCAUACUCCUAUGUUAAGAGGGCAGCUGAGCUGGCAAAGGAGACCCAACACCCUGAGGAGCACAUGGUGCUGAAUAACCUGGCAGCGAUUCUGAUGCACAAAGAAGACUUUCUGCAAGCAAAAGAAGUGUACAAAGAAGCUCUCAAGCAGGCACAAGAGAAAGGAGAUGUUGCUUCUGUCCAGCAUAUCCAGGAAGAACUAGCUGAGCUGGCCAAGAGGAGAAAGGGCUCCAAAUAAGUUUGGCCACAGAGUCCAACCUUGAAGUGGCUGACAGCAGCAAGGGUUGGUCAGUACAAGCAGCCUGGGACCAGUUUGGUGCAAUUCUCCAGGGGAACAGCGUGAGGAGUUUAAGGACUGCUUAACAAGAAGGGCUGCUAUUGCCUAACAACUUAGCCCAAAAUAAAGUUGUGAAAUCUUAA